This is a messenger RNA of Durio zibethinus, 543 nucleotides long. Its product is annotated as NADH dehydrogenase [ubiquinone] 1 alpha subcomplex subunit 1-like. The record is from RefSeq and is a predicted model, not a curated record. Lineage: Eukaryota; Viridiplantae; Streptophyta; Magnoliopsida; Malvales; Malvaceae. Gene Ontology annotation, cellular component: respiratory chain complex I.
AGGUGCCUUUUCUUUCAUUUUUGGUUCAACUGAAGAAAAGCCAGCGAGAGAGCAGAAAGAAUGGCGUGGAUAUGGUUGGAAGCAGCUCUUCCCCUUGGAAUCAUAGCUGGAAUGCUCUGCGUUAUGGGCAAUGCUCAGUAUUACAUCCACAAAGCUUAUCAUGGCCGGCCCAAGCACAUUGGAAACGAUAUGUGGGAUGUCGCCAUGGAAAGAAGGGAUAAAAAGCUCUUGGAAAACAUCUCUGCCGCUUCCUCUAAUUGAUAUCUUUUCACUACUGGAAACUUGGCCAACGGAGUGCGGGAGAAGAAAUAAAAGUGCUCUAUGAUAUUCUGUCUUGCUGAAGGAGACCGAAGAGCGGCUGGACUUUAGUAUUUUUUGUUUUGUUUGUAAUGUGAAUUUGCAUGAACUCGUAAAAUCUUGCACUUUUUGACAACACUUGCUAAUGUUUACCCUGCUCAACUGGUAGUGUAUGGGAGAUUUGUUGCUUUCAUUUGCCUUGGGCUUAUGAAUUUAAAAAUAAGAUUAAACUUUAAUUUUAUCUGA